Coprinopsis cinerea okayama7#130 is the source of this 660-nucleotide messenger RNA. RefSeq lists its product as hypothetical. The coding region runs from base 1 to 660 and encodes 219 amino acids. The transcript has a single exon. Lineage: Eukaryota; Fungi; Basidiomycota; Agaricomycetes; Agaricales; Psathyrellaceae. The record is from RefSeq and is a predicted model, not a curated record.
AUGGCCACCGAACCGCUUCCAGCCACAGUUAGAGAAAUUCUAUCAGAUUCAACGAACAUUCGUGCUCGAUAUCCCAGCCAUCUAGCGCACCAAUGGCGACGCUCACAGAUCCAAUCUCCUUCCAACUCCAACUUCAUAGCCCGUCUUCUGCCGCGAAGCAGAACAACAGUAAACCAAGACACGGCAGCAGCCUGUCUCUAUCGCAUCUACACAUUCUUCGUACUUCACGACACUGUUGCUUUUCGCAACGAACUCGAAUAUUUUUGCCGCUCGCACCCAGAGUGGGCGGUCUCCUCUCUCCCUGACCCAAGCGCCAGUGACGAUGGCCCUGGGUCCAGCGACCCCUCUAACGAUGAACAAGUGCGCUACACCAUCCUUGCGGUCCUCACUCGACUCAUGUGCGACGCUUUCAAUCGUCGCAUCGACCUGGGAUUACCGAGAGAUGCGCCUGCGAUCAUAGAGGACUUCGAAGAGCUGCAGGCGCGUCCGAAGGUUCAUGAAUCGCCUCCAGAAUGGGCAACACAAGUCCAACCUCUUCAUGAGAAAGUCUUUAUUCCCAACAGCGAGGGCAAAGUACUGGGAGAGGAUGAUGAAGAUGUUAACAAAGAGUUCAAGGACAUGAAUAUCAUUGUUCAGAUGCCCCAUAUCCAUUUCAUAUAG